This is a messenger RNA of Penicillium waksmanii, 1026 nucleotides long. RefSeq names its product zinc-binding alcohol dehydrogenase family protein. Bases 1 to 1026 code for a protein of 341 amino acids. Gene Ontology annotation, molecular function: oxidoreductase activity, acting on NAD(P)H. The transcript has 4 exons. NCBI's taxonomy places the organism in Eukaryota, Fungi, Ascomycota, Eurotiomycetes, Eurotiales, Aspergillaceae. The record is from RefSeq and is a predicted model, not a curated record.
AUGUCUUCAUUCAUCAACGAAGCGGCGUGGAUUGCCUCCGCCAAAUCAAAGCCGCUACAGGUUGGCCCUGCGCCAGCACCAAUGCCAGAAGAAAAUGAAGUUGUCAUCAAAGUCGCCUACGCCGCUGUCAAUCCUGUGGACUGGAAGCUGCAAGAAGAAGCCAGCUUCGAGCUAAAAUAUCCCUUCAUCCUCGGGACCGAUGUCGCGGGCACCAUUGUUCAACUGGGCUCCGGCGUUACUCGAUUAAAGCUCGGACAAAGAGUUAUUGGUCACUGCGAUGGCUUUGUGUCAGGAAAAGCAUCCAACUGCGCAUUCCAACUAUACACUACUUGUCGCGAAAUCUUAGUUGCAGCCGUACCGAAUUCUCUGCCGUUGGCUAAUGCCGUCGUCCUCCCAAUCUCUAUCAGCACGGCUUCCAGUGCUCUUUUUGUCCAGCUCAAGGCGCCGCUGCCCUCAUUAAACUCUCAAUCCACAGGGAAAAAAGUCCUCAUAUGGGGAGGUAGCUCCUCUGUCGGAAGCUCCGCCAUCCAACUUGCACGCGCUUCUGGUCUUGAAGUUAUAACGACCGCUCGCAGUGCAAACCAUGCUCUUGUCAAGCAACUCGGGGCAACCGACGUAUUUGAUCACAAAAAUACCGAUACAGUUGAUAAGAUCUCGAACAUUCUUAGACCGGGUGAUUUAGUUGUCGACUGUAUCAGCAGUGAGGACACCCAGGUUAAAUGUGGAGAGAUUUUGUCGCGGACUGGCGGCGGAAAACUAGCAAUUUUGGGUUUUCCCAAGGGAUCGGUCCACGAAAGUGUGGAACGAGUAUUUGUGAACGGUCUAGCUCCGGGGUUCACGAAUCCUGAAGUCGGGGACGCAGUUUGGCGUCAAUACAUCCCAUCAGCCCUCGCCAACGGAAAGUUUCAGGCAAAGCCAGAUCCUAUAAUUGUGAAAGGUGGUCUCAGUAAAUUACAGGAAGGUAUAGAUCUUCUUAGGGGAGGUGUCUCGGCGAAGAAGGUGGUUGUUGAAAUUGCACAGGAAUAG